This is a messenger RNA of Nematocida ausubeli, 174 nucleotides long. RefSeq lists its product as uncharacterized. Bases 1 to 174 code for a protein of 57 amino acids. The record is from RefSeq and is a predicted model, not a curated record. Lineage: Eukaryota; Fungi; Microsporidia. The transcript has a single exon.
AUGGACAGGCAUAUGGUAGAUUAUCUAUGCUUUGCAUCUUAUUUAUCCAUAAACCCAUAUGAAUAUAUAGUUAAGUACCACGUAGCCUGUAUUGCAGCCAGAGUUAGAACUCAGUCAUUGAGCCAGACAGGCCCAAAUAGUAGCCACAGUCUAAGAAUCUACAAAAACCCAUAA